AUGACGGUCUCCAAUGGUAUAACAUUGGAAGAGCAGCGAAAAAUUACCGAGUUAAGGGAACUUGUGAAGGAUGACCUUUCGGAGUAUUAUGAUACAGACUUCAAUCUACUUCGAUGGCUUCAAGGUCAUUCUCAGCUUGACAUGGUGGCCAUUGCAAGAAAGUUACGACAUCACCUAAAAGCAAGAAAUUCUACUUGGGACUUCGAUAACAUGCAUAAGAAAGAUAGAACACAUCCUAUACACAAUCACUGGCGUCAUGGUAUCACUGGUCUAUCGGGUGCUCUUGAAAAUGUGAUCGUUAACAUUGAGCAGUGUGGGCGAACUGACUACAAAGGUAUGAUGGAAUGCUAUUCGGUUUCGGAAGUAAUGCGAGCUCGAGUUUUUGAUCUUGAAGUAAUGCUUGCACAAUGCAUGGAACUUGAAAAAAGGACAGGUAAACAGGCCUGGAUUUUAUACGUUAUGGACAUCACCGGUCUUGAAUACAACAAGAAGUUAUACGACCUAAUGAGGACCUCCAUGAAGGCUCUCGCUGAAUUUAUGUCCGAUCACUAUGUUGAGAUGAUCAAGUUUUUCGUACCUGUUAGUGUGCCGUCAUUUGCCUUUGCACUAUAUGUCAUUGUUCGACCAUUAUUACCGGAAAGGACGAAAAGCAAAGUAAGAAUUCGCACAACCGGCUUUCUAUUAGCCUCGAACGAUGCCUUACCAGCAAUUUGGAAUGAUGAAACACAUAUGUUUCCAGCUCAUGUCGAUAUUCCACAACCGUUUCCUAGCGAUUGCUAUUAUUGUAAUAAGGUUUCUAAGGUUCCUAAAAAUCUACAGGUGAUCGAUGUAGCAGGCGGAAAGUACCAUUCACUUUCGAUUUCUCUUCAACGAGGUGAUUUGGUAUCUUGGUGGGUAACCAGUAAUCGCAGUUUCGGAUUCGGAGUCUUUCAAGCACGGGACGAAAAUGAGAAUGACUAUGAAAUAAUGGACCAAGUGGUACCCACUUUUCCAUGGAUACCUGGACCUACAAUUGCUCCAUUAGAGGAUAGGGCAAAGAUUUCUAAGGAUGGACUUUAUAAAUUCUGGAUAAGCAACGAGCGAUCAUGGUGGUCCAGCGUACGCGUUCAAAUUUGCAUAGAUGUUGUCAGUCAGAACAAAAAUGAUUCUAAUGGAUGA
This is a messenger RNA of Angiostrongylus costaricensis, 1158 nucleotides long. The record is from the annotation of a GenBank genome assembly. NCBI's taxonomy places the organism in Eukaryota, Metazoa, Nematoda, Chromadorea, Rhabditida, Metastrongylidae.